CCCGUUUUCUAUGACCAUACAAACAUAUUUCUCUUUAUUUAUUGUGCAUUUCCAACAUAGCCCCUCUCUCCUCCGAUCACCGGAUUCCGGUGACCGGCGUCAACACCACUCAGAUUUCCGGCAACUCAUAAACCCUAAACCAACCCUUCCUUCAUGGAUUCUCACCCCCAGUCUCAGGAACAUGAUCCCACAAAGAAGAAUCGUAUAUUCGCUUUCGUGAUACUUAUUCGAUGGAUUAUCGCAAUUAUAUUACCCUUCAUUUUCCUAUUCUCUGUUCCCUUUCUUUUGGGUUUACUUCUUCUCAUGCUCGCCGAUUUCUCUGUCCCUAACCCCAUUUCUCUCCCUUCACACUGCAGAAUUGUCUCUACUGGUGUUGAUAUUAGAUCAUCUAAGAUUUGUGAACUCGGAUUGUCAAAUUAUAAAGCAAAGGACAUUUUUCGUCAUUUUGAAAGAAGUAAAUUUCGCUGCCGUUAUGAUUACUAUUGGGCUUCAGUAUUCAAGGUGGAAUACAAAGAUCAUUUUUCAGGGCAGAGACAAUUUGCGUUUGCUGAGGCUCCGAGUGAAGCCCUUCCUCUUUAUUGCAGGCCCAAUUUUGGUGCUGCAUGGUUGACACAGUACAAAUUUAAGGUCAAUGAGACUUAUGAUUGCUGGUACACAUCUGGCAUUUCAAAAGUACAUUUAUAUCAAGACAAUCUAUUUGGUUGCCGUGCUGAUGAGCAGUCUACUAUUGAGAAGAUUAUACAAUAUUCUACCCAGGCCAUGGAGAUGAUAAAUUACUGGAUUUCCGAUAUCGGAAGGAGGGUCAAGUAUUGGAGGUGGGAAGUAAUAGUUGGUGUCGUGUCUGGAUUUGCAACAUCUUUGAUCUCCAUAACCUUUAUUAUGUUCCUCAAACUACUGCUAUCUUCAUUGCGUCAAUCUUUUGCAGCAUGGAUACUUUCUUGGCGUGUCAAUGCCGUUCUCAUCAGGCGCACAUGUUUUUUUUUUGCAUACUUAUCUUUUGUGGGUUGGUUAGCUAUUGAAUAUGGGAAGAGGCUUGGUCUUAUGGAUAUUUUUAGAUUACCUAGAUCAUAGCACUUAUUUUGGUGUAGUGCUAUGUAUUUUGGUUGAAUCUCCAUGUAAUGUAUUAUUAUAAUUGGAGCAGAUGACAUUCUUGUCCCAUCUGCGCCAAUAAGGAAGUCAUGUAUAGUUCGAGCGGGAAUUAAAAUGUAAUAGUUCAAUUAAAUAGACUCAGUUCCUGUUAUUACUUCAGGAAAAAGUUCAAGUUCUUAGUUAAAAUAGCAUGUUUAGUAAUAGUGGUUUACAUAGUUGUCUUACAUCAAAUAUGCCCUCUUAAGUUCCUGUUACAAAUGACAGUGAGUCACAGACAUACUUCAAAUAAAAGGUUGUAAAAGCUAUUGUGAUAGCUUUUGAAUUGAUGAAAUUAUUUCAGUAGAAA
Molecule: messenger RNA, 1435 nt
Organism: Cicer arietinum (chickpea)
Lineage: Eukaryota; Viridiplantae; Streptophyta; Magnoliopsida; Fabales; Fabaceae
Source: RefSeq, a predicted model, not a curated record